This is a messenger RNA of Melitaea cinxia (Glanville fritillary), 2755 nucleotides long. RefSeq lists its product as uncharacterized. Lineage: Eukaryota; Metazoa; Arthropoda; Insecta; Lepidoptera; Nymphalidae. The record is from RefSeq and is a predicted model, not a curated record. Gene Ontology annotation, biological process: septate junction assembly. The transcript has 9 exons.
GAGGUGCAUGUUAGCGAAAUCGGUCCGAAAACAAAAGGAAGGUGGUUUAAACAACGCUACUAAAUUGAAAGUGAUUUUUUAAAGCGAUUAAGUGUUUCUUGUGAUAAUGGUGUCUGUGCAGACGAUAGCCACAAUUGUGGUGAAAACAUUCAAAGUAGUAUUGAACGUCGUAAUCUUAGUACUCUACCGCACUGGGUACAAUGGAGAGUUCCUAGGGGUGGGAGGCACAUGGAACCUCAACGAGGAGAAGAAUCCUGACGCCGAAAUAGUCGCCUCUGGUGUCAUUGUGGGCUAUCUCAUUUACACACUUGUGCAAAUAGUCACAUUCCUCUUUGGAACUACAGAGCACAAGAGAGCAUUAUCAGAAAUUGUGAUGAACUUCAUCGGUAUAUUUAUGUGGAUCGCGGUUGGAGCAGUGGCGCUGCACUACUGGGGCGGUUAUCAGGGAGAACACCAAUUCCAAUUUGUCUUCGCUGAGAAACAGGUUGGUCUAGCGGUUGGCGCGUUAUGUGUCAUCCAGGGCGCGGUGUACCUCGUCGACACAGCGCUAUCUGUCAUACACUUCACAAAAGAAAUGUAAAUCUUAAGUUUUUAACUGAAACUGGAGUAUCUAUACUCCGGCAGCUUGGUAAUAAUAUCGCCCAGAUCGAAGGACUUCAUGUGUGAGGUUGACGUUUACGCCAGCAAGAUUGCGCCGCUCACGGACAGCUUAUCAGAGUACGGCGGCGGAGCACGAGUUAUCUGGGCCAUGUCAGCAGGGGACAGAGAGGCGGACGCGCAGGCCAAGAAGGGUGAGGAUGGAUCCGCGACCGACAGGGACAGCCGGGCUGCAGCCGCCCUCAAGCAAAAUUGGUGUGUAGGGCUGAGGGUCAUUGAACUGAUCUUGUCUGUAAUCGCCAUUGGACUUAUAGUCGGUGCGCUGAUUGCACCGCAAGUUGUUCAAUCUGAUUAUCGCCACAUUGCCCUCAUCUUUUCCGCUUAUUCAAGUUUCAUCAUCAUCACCGGUAUUUUAGUCAUCGCUCGCCUCUUUGGCGAAACGGCUGGAUGGAGAACAUCGAUGGGCUUCUCGAUCUUUGGAGUCAUCAUGUUCACAGCUGCCGCUGGGAUCAUUUUCUAUGAUUGGCACAGAUCCUACUACGCUAAUGUCCGGCCAAACAAAGAGGUCUACAACCUUCUUAUUUCAUCCGGAGUUUUUGCUGUUAUCAACGCCGCAGUAUUCUUGGUGCACACCUUCCUCACUUUCAGAAAGGAGGCCGAAUAUUAAUUAUUGCUGUCUAGUGUUUAUUGUUUAAGAAUAAUCAAGUAGUUUUUAAGUUAUAUGAUAUAUUGAUAAACAUUUAUCAUUUUUAUUUACUCCCAAAGUAUUAUCAUAAGUGUAAUUAUAUUUAAUAAUUAAUUCAAUGUAUAUAGUGUAAGAGUUGUCCUUGAGAGAAGCUCUUUGAUUUUUUAAAUAACGAUAAAAUAUAUUAUUAAAAAGUUGUCCAACAAUGCAGCUAAUUCAUGAAUUAAAAAAAAUUUUUUUUUGGCCGAGAUAGUGCAAGGUAAAAUAAAUAAAUAUUAUACUUGCUUUCUAAUACUAACAACAUAGUUAGUUCAUAUUGUAUAGUUUAAGCGUUUCAAUGUUGGUAUAAGUUUUAUUAAAUUUAGUUUUCUUUAUUAUUAUUUAAUGUUGUAUAGUUUUGUAUUUAUUAAUCGAUUUCGUCGUAUACUAAAACAUUCCGUUUUAAUUUUAUAACAACGAAAAAACCACCGCUGUUAUUAUUAAAUUCAAUAAAAAUUAACAUUUAUUUUACUAACAUUUUGUUAACAUUAAGGAAAACCAUAAAGAUUUUCAAUUCGUAUCUUAUUUAUAGCUAAACAACGUAAUAAAAAAAUCAAUACUAAUAGAGAAAUCUAUUAAAUUUAACACAUAGUCACUAUUGCAAUUAUAAAUAGAUAGAAUAGUUCACAAAAAUUACACACAAUUUGGUUUACUUGUUAUUAGUAAAACUGAUCCUGUCAACUCAUUCCGCAGACAAAAUUAACACUAAAGAUAAGUUUAAAAUAAGUACUUUUAUUAUCAACUAUAACUAUAAUAAAAAAUAACGUAUAAUAACAUACAUUUACAUACACAUAACAACAUGAACAAUAUAAUAAAAAUGGGCAUAUAAGCAUAAUUAUUAUAAACACAUACGUAAGCGUUAAUUUUUUUUAGUUUUUAAGAUUAUAUAGGAAGACCAAAGCAGUAAUCAGUAUCCGUCCAGUGGUAGUUAAGUUUUUUUACGUUAAAUUUUUGUUUUAUUUUGUUUCACUCUCAAAAAUUUAUAGGUGUCUGUUUAGAAGUCUUAAUAUUUAACUUUCGUUAUCUUUUACUAACAUUUACAUAUUUUUUUAGUAAUAAUGUACAUUAUAAAAGCUUGAAAGGCUAAUUUUCUCUUUUAAACGUAAUUUAUAAUAUUGAUGCAUAGUAAUAUAAAAUUUUCAGAUUAAAAAACAUAUAAGCACGUAAAGAUGUACUCUACUUUAACACAUUUUGAGUAUAAUUAAGAAAAAUGAUGUUUUUAUUAAUUUUUAUAAUUAUAAUACACAUUACAUGUAAUCCGGCGCUAAUGUUACCUUAUAAAAUGCUUUUGAUAAAAGGUACCCGCGUAACAACAAUAUCUAAAACAUAAUAAAAUUAACAUAUAUUCAUGUUGUGACUCGGUUAUUUGUAUAUAAGAUUAUGUAAUUAUAACUGUAUCGAUGUAAUUUUAUAAAUAAAUAUUAUUGCACGAAA